CUCACAACAUUCAUCAUACUGUUUUACAAUGAUGAGGUUCACGCUCUUAUGUUUAGCCCUUUGUCAGUCUGUGUGGGGACACGGUCGAAUGCUUGAGCCCCCUCAGCGGUCCACUGUAUGGCGUUUUUACCCAGGAGAUUCCCGCUUUACACCUAACUAUAAUGACAUGGAACUGUUCUGUGGGGGAUUCCCGAGAAUGCUGAGUAAUGGCGGGAAAUGUGGUACAUGUGGUGACCCUUACGACGGGGUACGAGAAAAUGAGGCUGGAGGCAAAUACGCAACUGGGUUCAUCACAAGAAACUACAACAAGGGGCAGAUAAUCGAUAUAUCGAUUGAACUCACAACGUCACACAUGGGGUUCUUCGAGAUCAGAAUAUGUCCAAACAAUGACGUCACCAUGCCAGUUUCUCCUGAGUGUUUGGACAAACAUAUUCUGAAAUUCACGAACGGCGAUUCAAAAUGGCCGGCUACCUACACUGGGUUUUAUGAUCUCGAGGUUCAACUUCCGGCGGAUAUGACGUGUGAACAAUGCGUCAUUCAAUGGUAUUACAAAGCAGGAAAUAACUGGGGCGUUGACGAAGUAACGGGAGAGGGCUGUCUUGGAUGUGGUAAUCAGGAAACAUUCAUCAACUGUGCCGACGUCAGCAUCUCCGGUACUGGACCAACUGCUGAAACAACUUCUGGGCCAACUUCGGGACCAACUACAAUAUCAUCAGCAGCAACAGCAGCAACAACAACAGCAGCAACAACAGCAACAAAAACAGCAGCAACAACAGCAACGCAGACUACGACACCACCAACUCUAGACUCGUGUUCUAUAUCAUAAAGGCUGGGCCAAUUUCAAUAAUUGCUGUCCAAACGGUUGGAUCCUCCAAUUAGAUCAGGAUUUUCGUUUAUUAAAUAAAGACUGCCCGAUAUACUAAUGAUUGUAUCUUACUUUCUUAUCAGACUUUAGAUAUCUAACAAUCCAUCACAAAUUUCAA
Messenger RNA from Pecten maximus, 983 nucleotides. RefSeq lists its product as uncharacterized. Bases 29 to 826 code for a protein of 265 amino acids. The record is from RefSeq and is a predicted model, not a curated record. The transcript has 3 exons. Lineage: Eukaryota; Metazoa; Mollusca; Bivalvia; Pectinida; Pectinidae.